AGCAAGACGUACAAUCGAUGCAAAAAAAGCCCGUGCAAAGGUUUUUCCCCCAAAAUUCCAAUCUCUCAUGUCUCCCACAGUCUCCCUCCUCCAACGGCUACAUUUCCCUUCUCUCUCGUUCCUUUGUGUUCUCCUCCAUUUCCAUUCCAAAACCCUCUCGGUCUCUCUCUCCUCCUCUCUCUCGCUCUCCUCCGUUUUUUCUCUCUUUGUUUCUCUAGAUCUCGCAGCCAUGAAGCACUUCAUGCAGCCAAGAAAUGCGAUCUUGAGGGAGACGACGAUAGUCUCUCCGGCCUCGCCCCACCCUAGCGCAGCCAAGGCCCGGCCUUCGCGGAAGCAAAGGGGCUCCAAGGAUAACGCUCCGCCGUCGGAUCCGAGCUCGUUGCCCCCGAUUCCGGAGCGCUCGCCGGCCAUCUCCGCCGCCAAGUUGAAGAGCCCACUCCCGCCACGACCGCUGUCGUCGAACCCUCUCAAGAAAAAGCUGAGCAUGCAGACGGUUCCGGAGCAUUCCGUUAUUGGAACUUGCGAAUCUGGUGUCCAGUUUAAGAGUUUCUCUCAGAGGCUAGAAGAUGUUGAUGUUGACGUGUACUGAAGCCUCGACAAACUAAGGCUGGGCCAUCAUAGGGGUUCUCUUUCUUCUGGGAUUGCCUUGUAGAAUGGAGGGUGUGUUCCUAUUACUCUAAUCAUAUUAGAUUGAUAUUCGUGCUUUAGGCCCUAUAUAUGAUUCGUAAAAUAUUUUUUUCUUUUGUGCCUAAGACCGUUCGAUCUAGUGGCA
Morus notabilis is the source of this 772-nucleotide messenger RNA. RefSeq names its product kinesin-like protein KIN-12B. The transcript is spliced from 2 exons. The record is from RefSeq and is a predicted model, not a curated record. NCBI's taxonomy places the organism in Eukaryota, Viridiplantae, Streptophyta, Magnoliopsida, Rosales, Moraceae. Bases 68 to 589 code for a protein of 173 amino acids.